AAGUUGAAAUUUGUUUUGGCUUGGCACACGCGCUCUUUGUCUCUCUAGUCACAGCCCACCUUCUCUCUCUCUCUCUCUACCCCCAAAUCUUUUUUCUUACAAACCCUAAUUAGCGUCUGCUGCUUCAGAUCUAUCUUACCUCUUCGUUUGUGAGAAAGUACAGAUACGGAAGAGAAGAUGUCAGGUGCUGCGUUGGACAUGACUCUCGAUGAUCUCAUCAAGAGCAACAAGAAAUCCGCGCCCCGUGGUAGAGGCCGCGCCGCCGGUCCUGGCCCAGCUCGCCGCCAGCCUAAUCGCUCCGCCAAUCGAGUCGGCCCCUACACCGCUCCCAAGGCACCAGAAUCUUCUUGGGGUCACGAGAUGUUCUCCUCUGGUAGUCGAGCACAACCACAACCUUCUAGUAUCGAGACUGGAACGAAGCUAUACAUCUCCAAUUUAGAUUAUGGGGUUUCUAACGAGGAUAUUAAGGAACUGUUUGCGGAGGUCGGUGACCUGAAACGAUAUAUUAUACAUUAUGAUAGGAGCGGCCGAUCAAAGGGUACUGCUGAAGUAGUCUUCUCACGACGACAAGAUGCAUUAGCUGCUGUCAAGAGGUACAAUAACGUUCAGCUUGAUGGGAAGCCAAUGAAAAUAGAGCUUGUGGGAACAAACAUUACAGCUGCUGCUGUUAGUCUUCCGCCUUCUGCUGCUUUUGCCGAACCAAAUGUAGCUCCUCGAAGUGGAAACAGUGGACAAGGAAGAGGCGGAUUUGGCAGAUCGCGUGGCGGCGCUGGCCGAGGCCGUGGAUUUGGGAGGGGGGGCCGUGGACGGGGAAGAGGAGGCCGUGGUGAGAACGAGAAGAUAUCUGCAGAUGAUCUGGAUGCUGACUUGGAGAAGUAUCACGCAGAUUCAAUGCAGACCAAUUAAUGUGUAGCAUAUAUAGUGGAUGUACUUAUUUGCACUUCAUGUGUUCCAACACCUGAAGUUUCAACACGACUUUACUUUAACCAACAUUAGUUCUUCGAAAGAAAGAGAGCUCUAGUGUGGGUGGGGGAGUGCAACUCUGGUUCAGGGAACUUGUUGUGUUUUAUCAACUUUAUAUUUUCGUAUGAAUUUAAGACAAAAGUGUGUAAUGAACAUUUCAGUAUCCUUCAUUUCUCCUUAAAGAUUCGAGUGGUUGUAGUAGCAUCCCUCUUGUUUAAGUCCGCUGAAGGUAUGGUGAAGAAUUAAUUCGAAGCAAUCCAGUUUGCUUGCUUUUGCAACUGGAGAGAUACUGGAUCAUGAAAUUAUGGAGCAUCAAGUUUGAGGGAGCCCCCUCAGUUUCUGUCCCAACUGGUUUAUAUCAUUUGUGAAGAGGAGUAUAUGUUUCCCGAGCAUGAGCUUGUAGACCAAGAAGGCUUUGCUUAUCUGCACUCAUGAAGGUUUUUAUGUUAUGUCUUUUAUUUCAUGGAAAUAUAUAUUUCUUGGUAAUGGUAUCUCUUAAAUUGAGUACAGUAUCUAGAGUCAAACUCUGGUUGUGGAUCUUUUGACUGGGUUUCAGUAUCUCCAUUAUGUGGCUCUUGGUGCUGUGCUGGAAGGAGCUUCUGUGUCCACAAUUGAGUGUGGUGAUAUUUCAUUUUGGAGUUAUUUUUUUUCUUAA
Messenger RNA from Erythranthe guttata (spotted monkey flower), 1618 nucleotides. RefSeq names its product RNA-binding (RRM/RBD/RNP motifs) family protein. Gene Ontology annotation, biological process: mRNA export from nucleus. The record is from RefSeq and is a predicted model, not a curated record. Gene Ontology annotation, cellular component: nucleus. Lineage: Eukaryota; Viridiplantae; Streptophyta; Magnoliopsida; Lamiales; Phrymaceae. Gene Ontology annotation, molecular function: mRNA binding.